AUGUUAUUGUUAUUGAAAAACAAAGAGCUUAUUCUAAUAUUCAUGGUAUCGUACAUCGUAAAGACGUACUGCAUAUCAAGAGGCAAUGCACCAAUAUGGGAUGAGUCACACUUUGGGAAGUUCGCAUACAAGUACCUAGCAGGCCUAUUCUACUUUGACGUGCAUCCACCACUUGGGAAAAUGAUUACGGCAUUUGCUGGCUGGCUCAGUAACCAGCACGAGGCAAACUACGAUUACGAAAAAUACAGUGAAUACCCCGUAAACUACGAUUACGCGUUGAACAGAUCACUUCACGCGGCAGUUGGCUCGGUUGUGCCUGUGUUUGGCUAUUUGAUUUUAAGACUAUUUGGUUUAUGCAAAUCAAAGAGUCUUAUGGGAAGCAUGUUGUUCAUUUUUGAUACAGGAAUGACCAUGAUAUGCAAGAUAAUCGUCCUAGACUCGCACAUGCUUGCAUUCACAGCACUUACAUCCUAUCUCAUGUGUAGAUACCAUUUUAGCACAACAUUAGAACAGAGAAACAGACUUCUGCCUGUGAUAGGGCUGUCUCUGGGAUGUACGAUCUCCAUCAAGUGGAUUGGAUGCCUUACAACCGUCUUUCUUGGCGCAUAUAUCGCAUCACAGCUGCUUGUCAUUUUUUACACAAAGAGUCUCAGACUCUUUUUCAAACAGCUUGCUCUCUGCUCCCUGUUUCUGAUUGCACUGCCAUUUGCCAUCUACUUUGGUCUCUUUCUGAUUCACUUCCGCAUCUGCAGUGAAACCACCGCUGAUUCUGCUUCAUUUUCCAAGGAAUUCAAUUUCAGGCUCAAAAAGAAUCCCUACGAAUCAAGUUACAAAUAUGUCACAUUUGGUAGACAAAUCACAAUCAAAUUCCCAGGUGGCUACCUACACAGUCAUCCACACACGUAUCCUGAUCACCUGAAUGAGACCAAUAUGCCAAAAGAAGAAUACGCAAAACACCUUCAAGUAACGGUUUACAAGCCCAGGGAUGAAAAUAACGUCUUCUUUAUGCAACAAAUUGGAGAGGCACCAGUUGUCUCUUUCGUGAAAUUUGGUGAUGAAAUAGCACUGUUGCACAAUGAGACAAAGGCGUACGUCUCCAUUGAAGGCGCCGCUGCUUUCACCACCAAAGAUCUUCGUGUUACGGCCUAUAAGGGCAAAGUGACUGAAAACUGCAUCUUCGUUGUUGAGAAAGAAGAGGGAACUGGAACUGGAAAUAUCGAGGCAAUGUCACCAUUCAGACUACGUCACAAGGCAACAGGGAAGUAUUUGCGAGAUUCACUCGAAGAGCUCCCAAGUUGGGGAUAUUCUCAAAAUGAGGUGGUGGCCUCAGAAUCCAACCAGAAUUCCAACGUGCUGGUUGAAGAGAAUCACCACAGUGAACCAGAUGGAAAUGAGUUGUUGCAGUUCAAAAAGAGAAGUUUCAUCUGGGACUUCCUGGAAAUGCAGAAGCAGAUGUUUGUGGUGAAUCAGGGGCUUACGACCAGUAGGGAACUUGAGCCACAUCUGAUUGAAUCCAUGCCACAUCAGUGGUUUGUGCUUACCAAAGGCGUGAGACUGGUGGGAUGGGACAACACAUACCGCUACUACCUGCUUAUGAAUCCAGCACUGCUCUAUUCCACAUCAGUCUCAAUCAUCUACACUUUAUUCAAGCACAUCAUCAGCUUCCUGAAAUUCAAACGUGCCCAAUUUGAAGGACGGGCCAAGAUGACAAUGCACCAUUAUGCAAACAAGGAGCUCUUUUCGCUCUACUUCCUCAUCGGUGGAUUUCUAUUUCACUAUGCACCCUGCUUCCUGGUAGAUCGAGUCAUGUAUCUGCACCACUACUUCCCAGCCUACUUCUUCCUGAUUCUGAAUCUGAUCAUCAACAUCAGAAAGUGGCGCCAUUUCAACCAUUUUGUGCUGCUGAUUAUUGGCUUCUAUAUUGCAUACUCGCCAUUGUGCUACGGAAUAAGCCACACUAAUGGACUCGCCAAACUGAAGCUGCUUCCUGGGUGGAAUUUCAUAGACUGA
Enterospora canceri is the source of this 2010-nucleotide messenger RNA. Lineage: Eukaryota; Fungi; Microsporidia; Enterocytozoonidae. The record is from the annotation of a GenBank genome assembly.